This is a messenger RNA of Lucilia sericata (common green bottle fly), 1688 nucleotides long. Its product is annotated as spliceosome-associated protein CWC27 homolog. Gene Ontology annotation, biological process: protein peptidyl-prolyl isomerization; protein folding. Gene Ontology annotation, molecular function: peptidyl-prolyl cis-trans isomerase activity. Lineage: Eukaryota; Metazoa; Arthropoda; Insecta; Diptera; Calliphoridae. Gene Ontology annotation, cellular component: catalytic step 2 spliceosome. The transcript has 4 exons. The coding region runs from base 100 to 1611 and encodes 503 amino acids. The record is from RefSeq and is a predicted model, not a curated record.
CGUUAAUAUUUGUCGGCGCAGGGCUCUGAUAAAUAGCGGAAAAAUAUUUGUUUAUUUUGCAGCCCUAAAACGUAAGAAUAAUAAAGUUUAAAAAACAAAAUGAGUAAUAUUUACAUACAAGAACCACCAACAUCGGGCAAGGUUCUUCUCCAAACCACCGUGGGAGAUAUUGACAUUGAAUUAUGGUCUCGUGAGUGCCCUAAGGCCUGUAGAAAUUUCAUACAGUUGUGUAUGGAAGGCUAUUACAAUAACACAAUAUUUCAUCGAGUGGUAAAGGAUUUCAUAGUACAGGGUGGUGAUCCUAAUGGUGAUGGCACGGGUGGUGAAUCAAUUUAUGGUCAUCCAUUUAAAGAUGAAUUUCAUUCACGUCUUCGCUAUACCAGGCGUGGUCUGGUGGGUAUGGCUAACUCAGAUAAGGAUGACAAUGCUUCGCAAUUCUUUUUCACUAUGGCCCCGACACCUGAGCUACAAAAUAAGAAUACCCUUUUCGGCAAAGUGACGGGAGAUACAAUUUUCAAUAUGCUUAAAUUGGAGGAAGGACUAGUAGAUCACAAUGAAAGGCCCAUGUAUCCACAUAAAAUUAUAAAAGCCGAAAUACUCAAUAACCCCUUUGAUGAUAUUGUACCCCGAGAACUGAAUAGAGAAGUUAAGAAAGAAAAGAAAAAAAAGAAGGAAAAGGGUGUCAAAAAUUUUGGUUUACUGUCAUUUGGCGAAGAAGCUGAAGAGGAUGAGGUUGAAACAAAUGAAUUUGUGCAAAAGAAUGCUGGUAAGGCAAAAUCACUUCAUGAUGUAGUUGAUGAUCCAAAGUUAAGCAAGGAACCAAUCAAAGUAAAAACUGAAAGAGCCGAUGAAGAAUCGGAACCAGAAGAUUAUCAUGUAAUCAUAAAAGAAGAAAGACUGGAUGAAGACGAGUCAGCUGAAAGAAAACAGCGUAUUAAGGAUAAACUUAAAUCAAAAUUAAACAAGAACUCUAAAAAUCAUGUAAAACCUGUAGAAAUAAAAAUAGAAAGUUCUGAUUCCGAAGAUGACAUGCUGUUGACACACGAGCAGGAAAAGAAACAACAGAGCGAAAAAAAGAAAGAAGAAAUUCGCCAAGAAAUACAUUCGUUGAAAAAACAAUAUCAAACAGAUAAGAAAAUUAAAGACGAACAAUUGGAAAAGAAAAUGCAAAAGGACACCAAAAGAAAAACAGUGGAUGGCGAAGAUAAUGAACUUAUUAAAAGUUUUAUAGAAGAAAAGGAAAAGUAUGAAAAACUUAAAACGAAAAUACCUAAAAAAGGACCAUCACGAGAAGAUUUUACGUUAAGUCUACUUUCAAAAUUCCGCUCUAAAUUGGAUGCUAUUAAACAAAAAAAGGAAGAGGACAAUGAAGAGAUUGAAGAAAAAAUUGAUGAGAUGGAAGUGGAAAAAGAAAUACAAGGCGAUGAUUGGCUGUGUCACACUUUGAAAUUUCAAGAUGAUGCCCCCAUAUUGGCAAAAGAUGCUUCAACUAAGGGUGACGACUGGUACGAUGUUUACGAUCCACGUAAUCCCCUUAAUAAGCGAAAACGUAAAGAACUUGGCGGCGGUAGUCGUUCUCAUGGCUCCAAAGAAAUUAAACGUGUACGAUAAUUUAUGAUAUUUCAAAGGAAUUUAUUUAAAAAAGAAGGAAAUUUGUAGACAGUAAAAAAUACAUUAAAAGAAAUGCA